Messenger RNA from Dermacentor silvarum, 4543 nucleotides. Its product is annotated as roundabout homolog 1-like. The transcript is spliced from 25 exons. The coding region runs from base 16 to 4032 and encodes 1338 amino acids. Gene Ontology annotation, biological process: cell-cell adhesion; axon guidance. Gene Ontology annotation, molecular function: protein binding. Gene Ontology annotation, cellular component: plasma membrane; axon. The record is from RefSeq and is a predicted model, not a curated record. NCBI's taxonomy places the organism in Eukaryota, Metazoa, Arthropoda, Arachnida, Ixodida, Ixodidae.
GACUCGGCCACGCGCAUGGUCCUCCCCGAAGGACAGCUCUUCUUCCUACAAGUGCAGCACAGCCGCCGGGAACAGGACACGGGACUCUACUGGUGCACGGCAGCCAACGCGCUGGGCACGGCCCGGUCACGGAACGCCAGCGUCGAGCUCGCCGUGCUUCGCGACGAGUUCCGGCAGCUGCCCAAGAGCGUCCACGUGGCGGCGGGCGAGUCGGCGACGCUGGAGUGCGUGCCUCCCAGGGGCCACCCCGAGCCCACGGUCACCUGGUUCAAGGACGGCGUCCAGGUGCAGCCGGGCACGGGGCGCGUCCGCCUCCUGGCCCAGGGCGCGCUCCUGAUCGCCGACGUGCGCCCCUCCGACCAGGGGCGCUACGUGUGCCGGGCGGCCAACAUGCUCGGUACCAGAGACUCGCCGCCCGCGCUGCUUUCGGUGCACACGAAGCCCUACUUUGUCCGAGUACCGGGAGACGUGACAACACUCGCAGAAGAAUCUGUUCAGUUCGAGUGCAAAGUCAACGGCGACCCCAAGCCGACGGUCACCUGGAGGAGGCAGGAUGGAAAGAUGCCCAUUGGAAGAGCAUACGUUCAAGAGGACAAGAGUCUGCACAUCAAGAAUGUCGUUCCCGCAGAUGAGGGAACAUACAUUUGUGAAUCAGAAAAUAUUGUUGGCUCAGCUUCUGCUUCAGCGACACUUACUGUGCACUCACGUCCGAUAUUCCGUCUCACUCCCCAGGACCAGAAAGUGGGGCUCAAUGGUGUCGCCAAGUUUGACUGCCUCGCGACAGGCAACCCACCACCCUCCGUGUUCUGGACCCGAGAAGGCAACCAGGUGCUGAUGUUUCCGGGCAAGUCACACGGUCGCUUCUCGGUCAGUGACGGGGGAACGCUGACCAUCACCGGCGUGCGUAAGGAGGACCACGGCUACUACGUCUGCUCGGCUUUGUCCGUUGUUGGCUCGAGCAUGGCUAAAGGUCAUCUGGAGGUCAUGGCGCUGGCCGACUUUCCGCCGCCGAUCAUACGACUGGGUCCUGCCAACCAGACGCUGCCGCUGCACACGGCAACCCAGCUACCGUGCGAAGCUGCCGGAACGCCCACACCUUCCGUGCAGUGGCUGUACAACGGGUCUCCGCUGAGCUUCGAAGAUCGGCCCCGAUUCACGCAGCUAGAGUCUGGCAUCCUGCAGAUACAAGACCUCCAGUUGGUGGACAGCGGUGCAUACACGUGCAAAGCUUCAAGUGAAAGCGGCGAGACAUCUUGGACUGCGUCUCUCACUGUUGACUCACCGCACAAUCCAAACGUCAAUUUUCAUCGUUCUCCUGACCCCUCCACAUUCCCCGGUCCUCCUUCACAACCUGUGGCCGUAAACACGACCGAUACUUCGAUAACCCUAACUUGGAAACGUAGCGAGAAAGUGGGCGCAUCAUCCCUCAAGGGGUACACAGUUGAGUACUACAGCAGCGACCUCGAAAGUGGAUGGGUUCUGGCAGCCCAUCGAAUCCUUGCUGAAACGUACACCAUCCCAGCCUUGCGUCCCGACUCACGCUACAUCUUCAUCGUACGAGCUGAAAAUUCUCAUGGCCUCGGUGUUCCCAGCCCUGCCUCUGAAGCUAUACGAACUUUAGGAACGGCACCGCACUUUCUUCCCGAGUACAACCUUGACGAAGCACGAGCCAAGCUCAGUGCCAGUGUGGUGACCCUUCAAGACAUACGGGCCAUGAGUUCAACAGCUGUGAAGUUGAAAUGGAAGGUUCAAGGCAGCAAGGACUAUGUGGAGGGCUUUUACGUUCGGUUCCGGGACACGAGUGGCGUCUCGCAGAAGUACAACAUGGUGACCAUGCUGAACGGUGCAGCCCUCACCUAUGUACUGAACGACCUUAGGAAGUUCACAAAGUACGAAUUUUUUCUUGUGCCUUUCUACAGAAGUGUGGAAGGCCCGCCCAGCAAUUCAAGAAGUGUUCAAACGCUUGAAGAUGUGCCAACAGCCCCACCCGACAGUGUGGAGGUCCAUGUUCUCAACAGCACAACUGCGACUAUAUUCUGGUCUCCUCCAUCUCCUCGGCAUCGCAAUGGAAGACUCAGAGGAUACAAUGUGUACGUGAAUGGAAAUCCCUCUGGACUUCGUUUCAAUCAAAGCACAAACUUCACGACCAACAACCUAACAUUAAGCAACCUGAAGACAGGAGCCAUAUAUGAAGCACGCGUGGUUGCCGUGACUACUGCUGGUGAAGGACCAGCCAGCAGCCCCAUCCACUUCAAGAUGGAAAGCCCAACGUCCUCAACAACACUUUCUACUCCCUUUCAAAACCUCAUGACACAGGCAUGGUUCAUUGCACUUUUUGGAUUCUUGCUGCUGGCAGCAGUCACAAUCUUCGUGAUACUUCUAAUACGGAAAAGACGGCUGGAACACGCAAAGACAAUUAUAACAGCUCCAGUACAUAAGCAAGAAGACAUAAGAAAUUGCUUCAAUUCCUUCUCUAGUCCUGGGGGCCUGGGCCCUCACGAACCCUUGUGGAUUGACCAUAGUGCCUGGACAGCUUCUGACUCAUCUAAGGAGCCCUUCUGUGAAACAAAGGCUGUUAACAAGAUGAGCGAUGUUUUGAAUGAUCUUAACUAUUCUAGUGUCUACGCGCCUUUAAACUGUGGCAUCAAUGCCUCAGACUAUGCAGAAGUGGACGCUUACAACAUGACAUCCUUCUACAGAAAGGACAUUCCUUCUAUCCCAGAGCCUUAUGCUACUACGGCGCUCAUAAAUACUUCAUUCCAGAAGAGCUUAAACGGUUCAGCUAAAGAUAGUCGCAGUGGAAGCUCAGUAGAAGAAAGAAGCCGGACAUCAGAAAAGGUUUUUGAUCUGGAACUGAAGCGAACAAGUGAAGGCCAGCUCUUGGAAUUGGACAAGCUUGCUAGUCCAACCAGUGACUCAGGGAGUUACACAACAGAGGAGUACGGGAUGCCUGUAAAAAAAAGUCGCCAAACGUUUUCGCGGGGACAAGCCACUUCCAAAAGACCUCUGAUGAAUUGGUCCGAAAUCAUUCCUCCACCGCCUCAGAAGCCACCCAGUGAAGUUGGUUCUCAACUAAAUACUCCUGCAUCCCUCAGAAGGACAUCACCUCACAAUGCACAGCUCACACAGAGCCUGCAGCCAAGUGUAGUUCAGCCAUCCAACAAUCUGAGAGAAGCACAGGGCACUCAGCGACGCCCAGCGCUUUCACCUAAUGGUUCCCUAGAACAAGCCAGCAACAGUCUAGGGAGCCUCUAUGCAGACCCCUACCAAGGGGGCCCUCCCUUCCAGCCCAUGGCAACAAAAUCUCUCCUGAAGCCCUUACUACCACAGCAGAUACAGCAGCGCCAGCAAUAUCAACAACAGAUAUUCAGCAACCCGUUUAUGGACCGAGGUGUCCAGUCAUCAUUGCCUUCGCUCAUCAGCGAGCCCACAUCUUUAAACCCUCUCAUCGAGCUAUCAGGUACACGGCUAUCCACUCUUCAAGGUCAGAACUGUCGUUCGAUGUUUGCCAAAGUUAUCUGUUGUACAGUGUUGCAGCAGUGUUUUCAUAAAAGCAGGAUCAUGAGUCGCCAUCGAACUUACGAAAAAGAAAGGAAGUUUGUGUUGGAAUCUCUCCAACACUUCGGCCACAUCUACCAGCCAGCAGAUGCAGAGUCUGAUGCAGAGGAUGCGUCACAGCCACAGUCAUUGGAGUCUAGUGUUGCGGGGGACACAGAUUAUGCACCAAGCCACACACCAUCCUGGGCCAGCACGACGGAGCAGAGCAACAGCUCUUGUACAAGCGGCUGUUCUAGCGGCGCAAGUUCCUAUGACGACUCUGUCUAUAAUAAGGGGGACUUCGCAAGUGCAGUAAUGCGGGCAGCGCAGAAUGCAGGGUUUCAAGUCAAUGGCUCGGUCAUCUCUGCAGCAGCUCCGAGAGCAGUGCAAGGGGCGCCGUACAAGCAGCAAAGCUUCCCAAUAUAUGACGACCCUCCUGACAUGGUGACGCCUCCAAGCAGAUCAGGGAAGCAGAGCUGGAAAGUUGUCAGUUGAGAGGAUGUCAUUCCUAACCUUGCAACUUAAAGAGCAUGCCUAUAGGUUUUUGUGACAAUAAAAAGGCUAACAGCGCCUCAGGCAGGACAUAAGAAUUGCCAAGUGAGACCCUGCUUCAAACGGAUGCAAAGACGAAAAGAGCCGGGGAAAAGAACUCCUGCUUCAACCUUGAUGUGAUUUGCUGACCAAGUUCCUUCUGUUGCUGAAAAAAAGAAGAAUCUUAAUUUAUGUGACAAGUCCACCAAAGUAUGCAAGAGGGUGAUGUGCUGUGUGCCAAACAAGGACCUGCUGUGCUGCAAUAAGCAGAAAAUUAUAGGAUGCGUCAGAAGAAAAGACAUUGUACAGUGUGCGUUCACGAGAUGUGCGAGUGAAUGAGUGUGUGCAUGUGUAUGGUAAGUGUAAAAAGGUAUGAGAGUAUCUGUAUAAAUGUACAUGCACAAACACAAACACAGUUAGUGCACAAUGGCAGACAUUGUUAGUGCCUGGCACAAUCUUACUCAGCUGCCACAUC